AGCGGAAGGACACGCACCUCGUGGGCGAAACACGCAACUGGUGGUGGGGGCCGAAGUGGGGGACCAUCACUGAUCAUCGUGUACGCGCUCAGCUACUCGGCUACGUAGCAGUUCUUGUUUUUCGCCUUUUCUUUAUGUUAUUUCUUUAUUUUUGCGUGUUUCUUUUUCGUUGUAGUUUUAUUAGUUCUUCGCUGUCCCGAGUUUGGCUAGUCCGUCCGGGACCGGCUGCAUUUUUUUUGCCAGCAUCCAGGAUGUCAAAUGUGUGCGCGAAUGACCAUGAUGAUGAUCUGGAAGGAAUCCUGUCCGAUUUCGAGGAACUGAAAAGGUCCUUUGACACUGAAGACUUGUGUGAGAUCCCUACUUUCUCUCCCACCUCCACAAACAAAUCUCCAUUAAAUCAGUGUCCAUCCUUGGGCAGAGAUAUGGAUAGAAAAGCACAAGAUACUUACAUUUAUCCAGCUUCUCAAUCACUUAUUGGUGUCAGUUCCAUCCUGGCAGAGAGCAAAGAGAUGAAGAACACAAUGACUUCCAGCCUCCUCUUCAACUCUGUAACCACUGCAAAAACCAAUGAGAGAGCAGCUUCCGGAGUCUAUAGAGUUUCCUCCUUUAAGAGCAAAUUCAGUCCAAACACCUCAUCUUCUUCCUCUGGACUUGAGAGUGACAAUGAAAGCCUUCAUAGUUCUUCUUCCAGCUUGGACUACCAGGCCUCCACCAGAAUGAGCUCUCAUGCUGGGUCUGCUAUGCAAGUGAAUGAAUACAAAACCUUAGAUUGUCCUUCCCUAAUGAAAUUCUCCUCACAUGGCAACAUGUUCCAUUCAGGUUUUGAAGCACCCUUAGCAAGUGAAUGCAUUAAAGUUAACCAUGGCUCCAUGUCCUCCCUGGAUCAAAAUAUUUAUGAAAGCAUAGAUGUUCAAAGUGCUGCUUCUUUAGGUCAUAGAUAUGACAACCAGGGAUUCCCACGGAAUUCGGUUCCCGAAUGGCAGAAAAGCAGUGAUUUUGGAGUGGAUGUCUCUUUUUCUCAGAGUCCAUGGCCUUCUAAACACAAGGACUUUACAAAGAUAAACAAAUAUCCUUUUGAUCUGGAUAACCUGGACAUCAAGCCUCAAGAAUCACCUGCUGAAGUCAUUUCCAUGCCCCAGUCAAUCUCAAGGUCUAACCUCAAAAAAAGCAGCCUGCCCAUGACAGCUGUGUCUUCUAACUUAUUCAGGAAAGGCAGUACAUUCAUGCAGUCUGUCCAGGACCAGGGGAAGAAACAACCCAUGUUUUCAUCUGGCUAUUGCCCAAUACCUGAUGCCAACAGAAAUUUCUCCGCUCCUUUCUCUUCAGCUCAGGCUCCUUAUGUCAAGUUGGCCUCACACCAACAGAUGGCAGACAUCAACCCAGUGACUCCUCUUGCAGCUGCUCAGGUGAAUCUCACGUUUGAGCCUGAGCAGGGAACAACAGUGAAGGACAGUGUAGGGUCAAUAAUUCAGAAGAUUGCUUCCUUUGCAAGUGUUGACAGGUCCAGACCUUGUAAGAACAGCAGCCUCCCUGUACAACCUCAGUCAUCACUGAGAUAUUUCAAGAGAGAAACAGACACGCAACAGGGCUUGGAGCCACAAGUCCAGAUGGAGGAGAGUGAGGUAGAGAAGAUUGAUGAGAUCCCAUGCACCAGCAAUUCCAGCCUAGAGGACCACACCAGGGAUCACGGGUUCUUUGGCUAUGUGGGCAUCGAAGCCGUGCUGGAUCAGAUGAGACACAAGGCGAUGAAGACUGGCUUUGAGUUCAAUGUCAUGGUUGUAGGUCAGAGUGGUCUCGGAAAGUCAACGCUGAUGAACACCUUGUUUAAGUCCAAAGUGAGCAGAAAGUCUUGUACGCCAGAUUAUGAGGAAAAAAUCCACAAGACAGUCCACUUGCAGUCUGUAAGCCAUGUCAUUGAAGAAAAAGGAGUGAAGAUGAAGCUGACUAUAAUCGACACCCCAGGUUUUGGAGACCAGAUUAACAAUGAAAACUGCUGGGAUCCAAUUGAGAAGUACAUCAAUGUGCAGUAUGAGGAAUACCUGAAGGAGGAGCUCAGCAUCAACAGGAAGAGAAGAAUCCCAGACACCCGAGUCCACUGCUGCGUCUACUUCCUGCCUCCAUCCGGACACUGGUUACGUCCCAUAGAUGUGGAGUUCAUGAAGAGGCUGGGGAAGAUCGUGAACAUCGUCCCUGUCAUCGCCAAGGCGGACACCCUAACCAUCGAGGAGAGGCUCGAGUUCAGGGACAGGAUUAAAAGAGACCUUGAAGCCUAUGAAAUCAGUGUUUACCCCCAGAAAGAGUACGAUCAAGAUGUCGAGGACCAGAUACUCAACGAUAAAAUUAGGGAAAAAAUCCCCUUUGCCGUGGUGGGUACAGAUAAAGAGCACCAGGUGAAUGGCAACAAAAUCUUGGGCAGGAAAACUAAAUGGGGCAUCAUCGAAGUCGAAAACGUCGCACACUGUGAAUUUUCCGAUUUGAGAGAUCUGCUAAUAAGAUCCCACCUGCAAGAUUUAAAAGACAUCACGCACAACAUCCAUUACGAGACCUACAGGGUGAGGAGACUGAACGAAAUCAAAAUGAAUGGAAUAGGACUUUCUCCUCUGAUGUUGGUGAACAGUGGCUCGGAAAAGGAUGAUGCUGGGAACCACGUGUGAGGGGGAGAGGAAGGCACGAAACAUUGCAGCACCCUGCUCUGCUCCAGUCUACUUUAUGACCUUGCUGGGUAUGGAUGCUCCAAUAUGAAAAACUUUUGAAAAAAAAAAAAAAUAUUGUAAUGGAUCACACCACAGAAAGUGUUGUUGUUGUACAUUGUUGCUAUAGCACACAUUUUUAUCAUCAGUUAAUAUGCAUGUUGUGUAACCUGUGAAACAGAUGCUUAAAGUCAGAGCAUGCCGAGAACAUGUGCUCGUACACUGUGUGUCGCACCCAGUCGAUUGUCUAAGCUUGUGACAAAUUAUACACAGGUUUACCCUAUGGGGGGGCUUAAGUGAUUCAGAUUAUCAACGCAUUUGCAAUCAGUAAAACCACUAACACCCAUGCCAGGUAGUGGAUGUAACCAAGAAUUUCUGUUAUACCUUCAUCCUCAAUAGGUUUAAUGAGUUGUGUUGUGUUUACUUCAUCCUUUAAGCUCUUAAAGAGGGCAUUGAUGCAGUACUUAAGUGUGUCUUCUGGCAUCUUUUGAUACAAAAGUUAUGCGUAUUGCAGUAUUCAGAGUUGUGUUUACUUAGAAAUGUUUUUAUUUGUGCUCAAAAACUGGAGACUUUUUAUACAAUAUUAAAAAUCCUUGUCCUUAAUAUACCCUUUUGUAACAAACGUGUUUGGCAGUGUUGAAAUUGGUGUGCUGUAUUUGUGUUCAGGAUGUUCCCUUUUUAUCAUCUGGAAAAGGAAAUGAGGAGGAGAACCCGUGACCUCAUUGUCCUUCUGAGGCUUCAAAUGUGUUAAAUGCUGCUCUGCUCAAUAACAAGAGCAAAACCUUUUGCGAUUUAGUCGUUUGAAGUCUAUCUACUUACCAGGUGCCUUGCAGUUCCGAACAUUUUCACUGCUGGUCUUUAAUUCCCCAGAACAUUACAUAAAGCCAGAAGUACGUUCUGACAUUUCUACUGUACAAGGACUACACUCUUUAUUAUUUAUACAGUAUUUGCGUCCUCUAUCUUUCUACAAUUUUAUUAACAGCUCAGAUUUAUGUGCCAUGAUAUGAAACAGCAACAAUAUUUGAUUGAAAAUGGCGAUGUCAAAUUACUAUAAUCAUGGCAUGUUCUGCAACUGCAAUCUAACACCAUAGCCAAAACACACCAGACAUGAGGCAGUUUUCCUUACGAAAGUUUCUGCUGUUUUUGGUAGAAACUAUGGUGCCCGAGGUAGAAGCAGGUAGCUAAUACCGACACCGCCUGUGGAGACGUUUGGCGAUGUUUGAUUAAUUACGUUUAUAAUACUUUAUAAACAGGUAGCACAAGAGGUUGAGCUGCUGUCUCAUAGUACCUAGCCUCUUCUGGCGUGGGUUCCAAUCCGGCUCAGUCUGUGUAGUCUACAAGUUCUCCCCAUGCUUAGGU
This is a messenger RNA of Scleropages formosus (Asian bonytongue), 4049 nucleotides long. Its product is annotated as neuronal-specific septin-3-like. Gene Ontology annotation, molecular function: GTP binding. NCBI's taxonomy places the organism in Eukaryota, Metazoa, Chordata, Actinopteri, Osteoglossiformes, Osteoglossidae. The transcript has 11 exons. The record is from RefSeq and is a predicted model, not a curated record. The coding region runs from base 135 to 2654 and encodes 839 amino acids.